CACUCACUCACUCACUCCUUCUCAGCUAGUGGUGUCCAGGACUGCAACACUGUUUGUCACCAGGUUGGACUCUCCAGAUACGAUGAUACGCAUCGUGACCCUCUGCUUGAGCGCGCUCCUCCUGCUCGCACUCUGCCAGCCGGGAGAGCCACAGCGGCAGACCUCAGCGCGCCGCUCAGCCCGCGCUCCUGCCGCCAAAGUGCGUCUGGCGGGGAAUAGUGCACGAGAAGUGAACGAGGGACGAGUGGAGGUGCUGCACAACAACACGUGGGGAACUGUUUGCGAUGACGAGGUGGACAUCAAGCUGGCCAAUGUGGUGUGCCGCGAGCUGGGCUUCCAGACUGGAAUCACGUGGGCACACAGCGCCAAGUAUGGUCAAGGAGAAGGCCCCAUAUGGAUGGACAACGUGCGCUGCGAGGGCUCGGAGGCGUCCCUGAGCGACUGUAAUCACAACGGCUGGGGGGUGAACGACUGCAAACACAAAGAGGACCUGGGCGUGGUGUGCACCCCCGAGCGCCGGCUGGACCCCACGGCCGCCAGGGCCAACUCCGUGGCCCUGCGGCCCCACGUCAGCCCCUCGCCCCACUGGCAGAGCAUCCUGGCCAGCCGCCGGAACCCCUACCAGGGCUACUACGGCAACGGGCACCCCCAGGAGCUGCCCCGGUUCCACCGGCCCCCGCACCACUACCAGCGCCAGAGCCGGGUCCAGAUCGAGGAGGUCCGUUUGCGGCCGAUCCUCAUGGCCACAAAGAAGAAGACGCUGGUCACGGAGGGAGUGGUGGAAGUGAAGCAUGCUGGGAGAUGGAGGCAGGUGUGUGACCUGGGCUGGAACCUCAACAGCAGUAGAGUGGUGUGUGGGAUGCUGGGCUUCCCCCAGGCCACCCAGCACAACACAAAGACCUACAAGAAAAUCUGGGACACCAAGGUCGCCGAUCCCUCCACCAGACUGAGCAUCAUGUCGAAGAAGAAGGGCUUCUGGGUGGAAAAGGUGCAUUGCAUGGGCACUGAGAACAGCCUAUCAGAGUGCCAGACGCAGCUGUCCAUCGCCCGAAGCCCCUCCCCUUGCAAGAACGGCAGGCAUGCGGUGGCCAAGUGUGUAGCGGGACCCCAGUUCGCACGCAUGUCCUCUGGAAGGCCGCAGGCCCCCGACCCCAUCGUGCCCGUGCGUCUGAAGGCAGGGCCCAGGCUUGGUGAGGGUCGUGUUGAGGUCCUGAAGGAAGGGAAAUGGGGCACCAUCGUGGACCACCUGUGGGACAGGACAGCGGCCAGCGUGGUAUGCAGGGAGAUGGGCUUCGGAACCGCCAAGGAGGCCCUGAACGGAGCCUUUAUGGGCCAAGGUACGGGCCCCAUCCACAUGAACUCUGUCCAGUGCCUUGGGAUGGAGAGAUCCAUCCUGGACUGCUUCUACCAGGAAGUCCCCCUGUGGACGUUCAAACACAACCGGGACUCUUCAGUGCGCUGCAACAUUCCUAAGACGGGCACGGAGCCAACGGUGGGUUCACAUCUGACCGCUCUGAGAGCCACCCGACGUCCUGUUUCACCCCUGGCCGUCCGUCUGAUCCACACUGUAUCCAUCCUCUCUCAGGUGCGCUUGUCUGGGGGCCGACUUCCAGGGGAGGGCCGCCUGGAGGUGUUGAUGGAGGUGGACGGCCGGAAGCGCUGGGGGUCCGUCUGCAGUGAGAGCUGGGGCAUCAACGAGGCCAUGGUGGUCUGCCGUCAGCUGGGGCUGGGCUUCGCCUCCAGUGCCCACCAGGAGACCUGGUACUGGACCGGGGACCCUACCGCGGCCGAGCUGGUGCUCAGUGGGACGCACUGCGUGGGCACCGAGCUGUCCCUCCAGCAGUGUCGCCGCAACACCCAGCUGCACUGUCCGCGAGGAGGCGGGACCAAGGCGGCGGGCGUCACCUGUUCAGAGACCGCCCCGGACCUGGUGCUGGACGCCCAGCUGGUGCAGGAGACGGCCUACCUGGAGGACAGACCGCUGCACCUGCUGAGCUGCGCCAACGAGGAGAGCUGCCUGUCGUCGUCGGCGGCGCUGAUGACCUGGCCCCACGGCCACCGCCGCCUGCUGCGCUUCUCCUCCCGCAUCAUGAACCUGGGCCGCUCCGACUUCAGGCCCAAGGCCACCCGGGAGAGCUGGACCUGGCACCAGUGUCACAGGCAUUACCACAGCAUCGAGGUGUUCACACACUACGACCUGCUGACCCUCAACGGGACCAGAGUGGCUGAGGGACACAAGGCCAGCUUCUGCCUGGAGGACACCUACUGCCCCGAGGGCCAGCAGAAGCGCUUCUCCUGCUACAACAUGGGCGACCAGGGGAUCUCGGUGGGCUGCUGGGACACCUACCGCCACGACAUCGACUGCCAGUGGGUGGACGUGACGGACGUGAAGCCAGGGGACUACAUCUUCCAGGUGGAGGUGAACCCGGCUCUGGACAUGGCUGAGUCCGACUUCAUGAACAACGCCAUGAGGUGCCGGUGCAAGUACGACGGCCAGAGGGCGUACAUGUACGGCUGCCACGCAGGCGAUGCAUACAGUGCUGAGAAUGAGGACCUGUUUGAGCACCAGAGGCAGAUCACCAACAACUUUGUGUAGGUGAUCCGGAGAGGAGGGGGGGGGGGGGGGCAGAGAGAGACUGCUCAGGCCCUGCCGAGGUCACAUGGAUUCAGAACCUCUACAAGAAAGAAACCUGUUCAAACCAAAUGGCCCCAGUCUAUCUCCCUGAAUGGUGUGGAUGAGACCGGCCCCAUCAGAGGUGAGACCAUCACAGAGACGCCGUUAACGGCUAGAGCCUAACGGGGGCUCUGACCUAGUCUGGGCUCCGGUUCAAGUCACAAGUAACGCACCCAAACUACAACGCCUUCUGUGAUGUGGCACCCGGAGCACUCUUUAUUUAACUACUCAAGAUUAACUAUGAAUCAUUCCUAACUGUAGCAGCCUGACCUUGGAGACUAUUAGUGAAACACAAUGAUGGGAAUAUUUUUCAAAUAUGAAAAAAAAGAGAACCUGAAAAAUAAGUAAUGUAUGUACUGUAGCGAAAUAUCGUUAGUUACUCCAAUUUACAGGGUACCGAUGGUAUUUGAGAUCAAUAGAUGCUGGAACUCAUGACAUUAUUUGAAUUGUACUUCUCAAUUAUACUGUAUUUUUAUUAACCUCACUCCAUUGUAGUUAAACAUUUUUGUAUUAUUUUAAUAACUUUUUAUUGGUAUUUUAUUUUUGGAUUAGGUAUCAUUUAAUUAUUUUAGUAUCAUUUCAUCUUUGGGGUUUAGAAUAAUGACAUCAACUUUGUCUCAUCAAAAUGCAGAAACUCAAAAUGCAACUUUUUUUGUGUCCCAAAAAAAAUGUCUAAUUAGUAUCGAAAACAGCAUGUUUCGCAAAAGCCUGUCUUUUGCGAAACAUGCUUUUAAGAUGUGAGUUUUACUUGAGCAAGUGAAAUUCAGAACUUGUUGCUUAUAGCUUUAAUUUGCAAUGUAUUAUUUAUAUAGUAAUGUAAUUUAUUCACAGGUUUCUAUAUGCAGACACGCAUGCUUAGCAAUGAUUUAGCAUUGUUCAGACUUUUAUUUUUUAGUUACAAAUACUUUUUGUUCAAUCGUAUAUAUAAUGUCAAUUCAGAACCAUUUUAUGGGAGGAUUUUAAAGGAGAGUCCCCAGGAUUCCAGAAAAUCUGCGUUAAAAAGGUUCCUUUUUGGAACUCUCAAAACCGCUUUUUUUUGUAACGCUUAAAACUCCCAACUUUUCCUUGUCGUCCUUUAGAUUUAUCUGAAGGGAGCUGGAAACAGCCACAGUGCUAUGUGGUGGUGGCUGCCGGGCUUUAGAGCGUAUAAAAAGCCUUUUAAUUAGCUAGGUUAGGGUUACGGUUACGUUGCACGCUAUAGAGAGAGUGCGAGGGGGGACAGUAACGUAUGUGCGUAGAGGCAAAGAAGAGCACACAGUUUGACUUUGUUGUACAAUUGAGGACAAUCCAAGAGUGAGGAAGAAAGUAGGGCUUGACUGGAAGAGGUUGGGAGUGAAUCACAGGCAGUAAGGGAGUAGGAUCCAAAGUAGAGGAAGGGAAGGACACCAAACAAAGGAACUUGGAUAAAGAAUGCUUUUUAACCAUUUGUACACAAGGCAACCGACCGCAUGCCACAUUUACAGUUCCACAAGCGAACAACAUGUUUGUCUGGGCAGAAAGAUCUGUGUUCCUUCAGCCAUGGCCCGAUGACAUUGUUUUGUGCCCAUUAUUUGUUACAUCACAAUUUUAUUUUUUUCAGCCUUUGACCGAAGCAUUUAUGACUACCAACUAUGCUUGACCUCAACUGGUCCAGAUAAUAUUUUCGUUUUUUUAGAUUUUCUACUUGUUUUAGGUGUGUGUCUUGUCUUCGGUAGUUAAAUGGGAACGGGACAAUUUUCACAGACAUUGUUGUGGUUUCAAAUUACUACAAGAACGGAGGUUGGACUUGGUUCCUUCAAGGGAUUUCCCUGGUCUGUUGCUGGGAUUUCCUCAUUCUCAAACCAUUAAGAAUCCCUGGGUUACACUAGUUACACACAGCCCAAACUCAUCCUAGUUCCGGGCUACAGGUUCAGAAUAGUAUUUCCCUUAACACAUCUCUGUUACUAUGUGCUUGUUUACAGUUGCUUUCAUCUGUUGAGUGCUGUUGUCAUUGUUCUGUGUUAUUUAAUUUUUUGUAUUCCAUCCAUAGUCACUUAUACACUAAUAUAAUGGAUCAUCACUCUAACAAUAUCUCAAUAAUGCAAUGGUAUCUGUGCUUCAGGGAUGCAUAUGUCUUUGGCUUUUGUCUUUGGCUUUGGAUAUGUCGUCUUAUGUUUGUUGUCACUACAUCCCAUAGUGUGUGUUUGUGUGUGUGUGUCUCUCUCUCUUAAAGACAGGGUCUGCAUGUACUACAUCUAUAUUCACAGAAAUAUCUGCUCUCAGGGAUCAUAAUAUAUCAUACCUCCAAGAGUUCCAUAAUCAAUAAUGUGAUCUGGCUUCGUUUCUUUGUGACGCUUGCAGCUGACAGAUUCAUUUCUUUGAAGUGAACAAAGCUUGUCAAAGGUGAUCUGUUUGUAUGCUGGCCGUAGGCAUUGAAGCGAUUCAUGUGUUUUUUAAGUAAAAGCAUCAGAUAUUGUGACCCCUGGGGAAAAAGGAACAGUCAAUGCUGGUUGAGGUGCAAGCACAGUCGGUAAAAAAAAGAGUCAGCCUUAACCAACCAAGCUUCAUCAUUCAUUCAUUCGUUCAUUACUGUGAAUUAAUAAAACUUUGACACAAACUA
This is a messenger RNA of Gadus morhua (Atlantic cod), 5252 nucleotides long. RefSeq names its product lysyl oxidase-like 4 (gene loxl4). NCBI's taxonomy places the organism in Eukaryota, Metazoa, Chordata, Actinopteri, Gadiformes, Gadidae. Gene Ontology annotation, molecular function: protein-lysine 6-oxidase activity; copper ion binding. Gene Ontology annotation, biological process: collagen fibril organization; peptidyl-lysine oxidation. Gene Ontology annotation, cellular component: membrane. The record is from RefSeq and is a predicted model, not a curated record. The coding region runs from base 83 to 2596 and encodes 837 amino acids. The transcript has 14 exons.